AGAAGAAAAGACGGAAGUGUUAGAAUAGCUGCCAACGAUUCAACUGUACGACGAGGGGCAAAGCACGAGGUUGAAUUCGUUCUCUUGUGAGCUCGUCGAACUGUCUACAACAUCAAAAUGCUGAAAGACUUGGUAAGGGAGCGACUCAUUGCGGCCGCCGACGAAAUCUUCGGACUGUUUGAAACAACGAUAGCGUCGUACGAGGAGCAACUUUGUCGAGCAAAAGAGGAGAACGAACUACAAAGACAACAACUGGAAGCUGUUUGCAAGACUCAAGUUGUGCUACAUGUCCAAGACAUCCAACGACACAGAAGUUCCAGUUUGAAGCAGGAGCAUCUACAGUCCCCUCACAUUAAGGAGGAAAAGGAGGAGGCUGACAUCAGCAAGUUGCCGCUGACUGCUCCCCAUAUUGAGAGUGUCGAUGGCAACGACGAACCACCCGAGUCGUUACAGUUACAUCACAGUCCAAGUCGAAACCGCUGUGGAGGAUCACCGCCAGAUGACCUUUUAGCUCCACUGUCAGAUUGUGAGGACAUGGAAGAACUUUUGAGGAGUGAUGUAGAACGUGAAGGUGACGACAAACAGUCGAAUCACUCUGAAAAGAUGACGACUUUUGACAAAGAGGAAACUUCACAAAUGUGUGAACAACAUUUUACUUGCUCAGUUUGCGGUAAACGUUUGGCUAACAACUCAAUAUUGAUGAGACACUUAAGAACUCACACUGGAGAAAAACCAUUUGGUUGUUUAGUUUGUGGUAAAAGAUUUACUCAAAAGCCGAGCAUGGUAUCCCACAUGAGAACACACACAGGAGAAAAACCCUUUGUUUGCUUAGUUUGUGGUAAAGCGUUCACUCAGAAGCCACAUCUUGUAUCACACAUGAGAACACACACAGGAGAAAAACCCUUUAGCUGUUCAAUUUGUGGUGGAAGGUUUCGUCAUAGGUCCAAUUUAAAUGCACACAUGCGCAAACACCAAACAGAGAGAAUAAAUGUGUUGCAAUAGUCCACCCCAAAAAAUUACUUAAAAUCUGUAAAUAUUCUGUUUUUUUUAUUUGCCGUUCACUACAAAUUAUUGUUGUCGUCAUCGUACUGCACAGCUGACUCGUCGUCAUCUUUACUCAAUUUUUAUAUUUGGUAACUAUUUCCUUGUGUAUUUAUUAGGGCUGCGUAUUGUUAAGGACCUCACGAUAUUAUACAGUUCGAUUCAGUUUGAUUUUUAUUUCUUUAGGGUGUGUUUAGAUUUGAUAUUGAUUUAAAUGCUUUAUCGAUUCAGUAAGAUAAGUAUACAGCGGCUGAAAUAAGUAUUUUAACAAGUCACCACUUUUCUCAAAUAUAUUUCCAAAGUUGCUAUUCACAUGAAACUUUCACCAGAUGUUGAGAACAACCCAAGUAUUCCAUACAUACAAAAGUAUUGAACACGCCAACUGGUAUUUAUUUAAUACUUUAUACAAAAGCCAUUGUUUGCAAUGACAGCUUCAAGAGGCCUCCUGUUUGGAGGAACUAGUCGCAUGCAUUGCUCUGGUGUGAUUUUGGCCCAUUCCGCCACACAAGCAGUCUUCAAAUCUUGAAGGUUCCGUGGGCUUCUUUUAUGGACCUUGAGUUUCAGUUGUUUCCAUAGAUUUUUGAACCCUUUUUGGAUUCAAGUCAAGUGAUUGGCCGGGCCGUUCUAGCAGUUUGUUUUUUCUUUGAAUCCAAUUUCCUUGGCGGUAUGUAUGUUUUGGAUCAUUAUCCAUUAUCAUCCGACCAGACUAUACUCGCCCAGUAUUUAACUGGCUUGUCCAAAUGUUGUUCAGCAAACCUUUAACGAGCGUUGACAUCCUUUUUUUUUCCCAGCAAUGGGGUGUGCGUGCAGGCCAUGGCAUCAGAGUGCAUUACUCACUGUUUUCCUUGUGUCAACAGCACCUGCAAAUUCCAGGAUUCUGUCUUGUCUUUUUGUUUCAUACAAAUGUAGCUGAUAAAUUUUGUGGGGUAAAAAUCUGAAGUUCUUGUUUUAUGAAAUCAUGGCUCAUUAAAUAUAUAGAUUUUCCUAAUGUAGUUGUAUUGAUGUGCAUUAAAAUACAGGGAAAAACACCAACUUGUAAUUUUUACGGGUCUCCGAAAUACGAGAAGACGUCGGUGGACCAGUCACUUCUUGGUCAAAUAUUGCUUCAAGCAUGGUAUCGCACGUUAGCACACACUGGAGUAAACACCUUUUGUUCUGUUUGCGGUCGAAGCUAUAGUCUGAGCAAAUUUGACUGCACACAAGCUUAUGCACAAUA
Messenger RNA from Phycodurus eques (leafy seadragon), 2257 nucleotides. RefSeq names its product zinc finger protein 37-like. NCBI's taxonomy places the organism in Eukaryota, Metazoa, Chordata, Actinopteri, Syngnathiformes, Syngnathidae. Bases 118 to 1002 code for a protein of 294 amino acids. The record is from RefSeq and is a predicted model, not a curated record. Gene Ontology annotation, biological process: regulation of transcription by RNA polymerase II. Gene Ontology annotation, molecular function: DNA-binding transcription factor activity; RNA polymerase II cis-regulatory region sequence-specific DNA binding. The transcript is spliced from 2 exons.